This is a messenger RNA of Dreissena polymorpha, 816 nucleotides long. RefSeq names its product 5-hydroxytryptamine receptor 3A-like. The transcript has 4 exons. NCBI's taxonomy places the organism in Eukaryota, Metazoa, Mollusca, Bivalvia, Myida, Dreissenidae. Gene Ontology annotation, biological process: monoatomic ion transmembrane transport; chemical synaptic transmission; signal transduction. Bases 1 to 816 code for a protein of 271 amino acids. Gene Ontology annotation, molecular function: transmembrane signaling receptor activity; extracellular ligand-gated monoatomic ion channel activity; neurotransmitter receptor activity. The record is from RefSeq and is a predicted model, not a curated record. Gene Ontology annotation, cellular component: neuron projection; synapse; membrane.
AUGCCGAGAUCACUCCCCGCGAAGUCACAGUCUGAUGAAGAUUCACCAAUGGUGGAUCGAAACUGUCACGAGUUCGGUCUGAACGCCACGUGCGGUAACAACUUGCCACGCUGGCUUGACGAGCAUUUGGUGUGGAAUCCUGACGACUUUGACCGCAUACAAACGGGCGUCUACCCACAGAACAGCGUCUGGAAGCCGGAUGUGUCUCUCAAGAACUCGGUGGAUGAUUUCAAGACACUCGGAGACCCGUCUCUCAAUGUGAUCGUCACGUUCGAGGGACUUAAUAUCAGGGCGAUGACACCCGUUUUAAUAUGCCGAUUUGACAUCACGUAUUUUCCAUUCGACAAACAGGCAUGUGAAAUGAUUUUUGUUACUUGGGGCUACACGGCGUCUGACGUCCGUAUUUGGAGACCGGAACUGGGACAAGCGGCACACUUAGAAGACAUUCUGCAUAACCCUGAGUGGGACCUGUUUGGGGUGAGAACUCGCAACGAGUCGAAUCCUCGCCCGAUGAUUAUUUUUGACGUGUAUUUGAAGCGCAAACCGACAUACGUAGUGAACAACAUAAUCCUCCCGCUCAGUGUUCUCAUCGCUUUGAACGGCUGCGUGUUUCUGUUACCUGAACGGAGUGGCGAGAAAACCGGAUUCGCAGUAACCGUGUUUCUCUCCUUUAUGGUGUUUGCGAAAAUCGUACAGACUACACUUCCGGUGAACUCAAAACAAACGCUGCAAACUGUUGAAAGCUCUGUCAUCACGAUAGUCGCCAUUUGCCUUGUACGCAUCGAGGGACGUUCUGAACAGUCAGGGACUGGUUAG